Molecule: messenger RNA, 1440 nt
Organism: Camponotus floridanus (Florida carpenter ant)
Lineage: Eukaryota; Metazoa; Arthropoda; Insecta; Hymenoptera; Formicidae
Product: protein abrupt
Exons: 1
Coding region: 239-1396 (385 amino acids)
Biological process (GO): regulation of transcription by RNA polymerase II
Cellular component (GO): nucleus
Molecular function (GO): protein binding
Source: RefSeq, a predicted model, not a curated record
GCAAAUUGUAGGGUUUAGAGGAUGUACUGAUGUCAUUUAUAAAUAGCGACAUUUUAAAUGUAUAUAUAUUAUGUGCUUUACGGAAUCCACCUAUAUACGUUGACAAGGAAGUAGCUUGUAUAGAACGACAACAGCGGCACGUGUGUGUCAUGGCGAAUGCUGUUGUCAGAAACGCCGCAAAGUGAGUCUCGCGUUGCUUGGUUGUAAAAUUGACGUAAACUGACUUAAAAGCGUCGCUAUGAAGGAGGAUUCCGUAUUGAGUUUCAAAUGGCAGAGCUUUCCCUCACAUAUGGUGGUUUCCCUUGACACAUGUUACGAAAAACAACAGUUCGUCGACCUUUCGCUGGUAUGUAAAGACAACACGAUCCUGAAAUGUCACAAGAUGGUAUUAGCUAAUUCCAGUUCGUUCUUCCACCGAUUAAUCAUGGCCAACGAUCAUCCGCAUCCGAUGAUCGUCCUGCACGACGUCGAGGCCGACGACCUCAAGACUCUCGUAAACUUCAUGUACUGCGGCGAGAUACAGGUAGUUCAGAGCGAGGUUAGAAGACUGCUCAAGCUCGCCGAAACUCUGGAAGUUACCGGAUUGCGGCAUAUCCCAUUGUCAGUACUAUCCGGAGAAGAUGCCAACAACACUGUGAAGGAGCACUGCGAUAUAUGGAAAAAAACUGCCACGGUGUCACGAUUAAAGUUGGAGGAAACUAGAAGCUCGCCCAGCAAAAAUAACAGUUCUGAACAGGACAUAAACACAAAAACGCAGAGUAAAGUACCCGUACAGCCAAAGCUUAUUCCGAAAAUAAAUCCUCACAAGACAGCGAUUAAAGUUCCUCAUGAUACGACAAAGAAAAAGGAAGAGAUCAGUAUAAAUGAGCUAUAUCAACGACUGGAGAACAGCAAUUCUGGUAUCAGCAUCAUAGACAUUAAUGAUAUGCCGAGUACAAGUAAGGGAUUACCAAAUAUACCUACAUUACAAAAAAGAAAAGAACCCUCGGAUUCUGUAAUCAAUUGGCCGCAUGUGUUAUCCACGAUUGAUAAAUCGCUACCGUUCAAGAAAUUACGUUGUAUCAUGGACGAAAUAGAGAUUACAGCGACAGGAAAAUCACCUGUUCCUGUAGUAGACAGUAAACAAAAUGACCCUUUAGACAGAAGGAAAAUUAAGAAGAGUUCCAAUGAAGAUCACAGUAUGAACACAAUUUAUAUAAAGGAUGAAAUCGACAUAUCUUCGGAUAUGGAGGAAGAUGUGGAUAUGGAUCCUCUUGAGGUUGACGAUAAUGACAAUGAGAAUUCGGAAAACAGUAAAACGCCCACACAACAGUUCUUUCCACAGAUAUUAUACUAUACAUUAAAAGCUCCACCUCCUUACCCAGAAUAUUCUGCCAGAAAAGGUCCAAACAGUUAAUGCAAAAUUUCAUAAACUGGAAAAGAAUUAUAUAAAAGUUUCAU